UUUUAGGUGCUUUGCUGGCGGUAGAACACGUGAAAGACAACGUCAGCAUUUUUGUGGAAGAAGGAAAAGAGAAUAUUCUUCGUGUGUCUGAAAAUGUGGUCUUCACGGACAUAAACUCCAUCCUUCGCUACUUGGCUAGAGUGGCCAUGACAGCCAGGCUCUACGGCUCUAACCUGAUGGAACACACUGAGAUUGACCACUGGUUGGAGUUUAGUGCCACAAAAUUGUCUUCAUGUAAUUUGUUUCCUUCUGCCAUCAAUGAGCUCAACCAUUGCCUGUCUCUGAGGACAUACUUGGUUGGAAACUCCUUGAGCUUAGCUGACUUAUGUGUGUGGGCCACCCUGAAAGGAAAUGCGGCCUGGCAGGAGCAGCUGCAGCAGAACACGGCUCCGGUUCAUGUAAAGCGCUGGUUUGGCUUUCUUGAAGCCCAGCAGGCCUUCCAGUCAGUGGGCACCAAGUGGAAUGUUUCAGCCGCCAAAGCUAAAGGGGCACCUCAGAAAAAGCCAGAUGUUGGGAAGUUUGUUGAGCUCCCAGGUGCUGAGAUGGGAAAGGUUACUGUCAGAUUUCCUCCAGAGGCUAGUGGUUACUUACACAUUGGGCAUGCCAAAGCUGCUCUUCUCAACCAGCACUACCAGGUUAACUUUAAAGGGAAACUGAUCAUGAGAUUCGAUGACACAAAUCCUGAAAAAGAAAAGGAAGAUUUUGAGAAGGUUAUCCUAGAAGAUGUUGCCAUGUUGCAUAUCGAACCAGACCAGUUUACGUACACCUCGGACCAUUUUGAAACUAUAAUGAAAUACGCCGAGAAGCUAAUUCAGGAAGGGAAGGCGUAUGUGGAUGAUACUCCUGCCGAGCGGAUGAAAGCCGAGCGAGAGCAGCGGACAGAAUCCAAACACAGAAACAACUCUGUUGAGAAGAAUCUGCAAAUGUGGGAAGAAAUGAAAAAAGGGAGCCCGUUUGGUCAGUCCUGUUGUUUGAGAGCAAAAAUUGACAUGAACAGUAACAACGGGUGCAUGAGGGACCCGACACUGUACCGCUGCAAAAUUCAACCUCACCCGAGGACUGGAAAUCGAUACAAUGUUUACCCAACAUACGACUUUGCCUGCCCGAUAGUGGACAGCAUUGAAGGGGUUACACAUGCCCUGAGGACAACAGAAUACCAUGACCGAGAUGAGCAGUUUUAUUGGAUUAUUGAAGCUUUAGGCAUCAGAAAGCCAUACAUUUGGGAAUAUAGUCGGCUAAACCUCAACAACACAGUGCUGUCCAAGAGAAAACUCACGUGGUUUGUAGACGAAGGACUGGUGGACGGAUGGGAUGACCCCAGAUUUCCCACGGUCCGUGGUGUGCUGAGAAGAGGGAUGACCGUUGAAGGCCUGAAGCAGUUUAUUGCUGCUCAGGGUUCCUCGCGUUCAGUUGUGAACAUGGAAUGGGACAAAAUUUGGGCCUUUAACAAAAAGGUGAUUGACCCGGUGGCGCCACGAUACGUCGCGUUACUGAAGAAGGAGGUGAUCCCGGUGCACGUCCCUGGAGCUCAGGAGGAGAUGAAAGAAGUGGCCAAACACCCCAAGAAUCCUGACGUGGGCUUGAAGCCCGUGUGGUACAGCCCCAGAGUUUUCAUCGAAGGUGCCGAUGCGGAGACGUUGUCAGAGGGGGAGAUGGUGACAUUUAUAAACUGGGGCAACAUCAACAUUACCAAAAUACACAAAAACGCAAAUGGAAAAAUUGUAUCUCUUGAUGCCAAAUUGAAUUUGGAGAACAAAGACUACAAGAAAACCACUAAGAUCACGUGGCUUGCGGAGACGGCCCAUGCUCUUCCCAUCCCAGCGAUCUGUGUCACGUACGAGCACUUGAUCACGAAGCCAGUGCUGGGAAAAGACGAGGACUUCAAGCAGUACGUCAACAAGAACAGCAAGCAUGAAGAACUGAUGCUUGGGGACCCCUGCCUUAAGGAUUUGAAAAAAGGGGACAUUAUACAGCUCCAGAGAAGAGGGUUCUUUAUAUGUGAUCAGCCUUACGAACCUGUCAGUCCACAUAGCUGCAGAGAAGCACCCUGUGUCUUAAUAUUCAUUCCUGACGGGCACACCAAGGAAAUGCCGACUUCUGGGUCCAAGGAAAAGACCAAAGUGGAAACACUGAAAAAUGAGACAACGACUCCUGUUAAGGAAAGACCAGCGCCCCCUUUGACUAAUACUAGUGCUGCCUCUGAGGACCCCGUGGUCCUUUACAAUAAGGUGGCUGCCCAGGGGGAUGUGGUUCGGGAAUUGAAAGCCAAGAAAGCAGCAAAGGAAGAUGUCGAUGCAGCUGUAAAACAGCUUCUGGCUUUGAAGGCCGUAUAUAAGGAGAAGACGGGCCAGGAAUACAAGCCUGGAAGUCCUCCGGCGGCGGCGGCACCGGCUGUAUCAUCUCCGUCCUCAGCAAGCCCCCCGGGAGGCAGAUCUCUGUACGAUGAGGUGGCUGCACAGGGGGAGGUGGUGCGAAAGCUGAAAGCGGAAAAAGCCCCUAAGGCUAAAGUCAAUGAAGCUGUCGAGUGCUUGCUCUCUCUGAAAGCUCAGUAUAAAGAAAAGACGGGGCAGGAAUACGUGCCUGGCCAGCCCCCGUUACCUCACGGCUCAGGUUCAAGUCCAGCCAGGAGCUCUGAGCCUUGUGGUCCAGAAACAGCGGAAGCCAAAGUGCUUUUCGAUCAAGUAGCUUCUCAAGGGGAGGUCGUUCGGAAGCUUAAAGCUGAGAAAGCCUCUAAGGACGUGGACGCGGCUGUGCAAGAGCUCCUGCAGCGGAAGGCGCAGUACAAGUCUCUGACCGGCGUCGAGUAUAAGCCCGUCUCUGCCACGGGGGCCGAGGACAAAGACAAGAAAAAGAAAGAAAAGGAAAAUAAAUCCGAAAAGCAGAAUAAGCCUCAAAAGCAAAAUGAUGGCUCAAAGAAAGAGCCCUCUAGAGGCCAGGGCGGUGGUGGGCUGCCACCCAGCGGAGCCGGCGAAGGGCAGGGCCCCCGGAAGCAGACCAGGUUGGGUCUUGAGGCAAAAAAAGAAGAAAAUCUUGCAGAUUGGUAUUCUCAGGUCAUCACCAAGUCAGAAAUGAUAGAAUACUACGAUGUGAGUGGCUGCUACAUCCUCCGUCCCUGGGCCUUUUCCAUCUGGGAGUCCAUCAAGGACUUCUUCGACGCCGAGAUCAAGAAGCUGGGCGUGGAGAACUGCUACUUCCCCAUGUUCGUGUCCCAGAGCGCCCUGGAGACGGAGAAGACGCACGUGGCCGACUUUGCCCCAGAGGUUGCUUGGGUUACAAGAUCUGGCAAAACAGAGUUGGCAGAACCCAUUGCCGUUCGUCCUACCAGUGAAACAGUCAUGUAUCCUGCGUAUGCGAAGUGGGUGCAGUCGCACCGAGACCUGCCCAUCAGGCUCAACCAGUGGUGCAACGUGGUGCGCUGGGAGUUCAAGCAUCCGCAGCCGUUCCUGCGGACUCGCGAGUUCCUUUGGCAGGAAGGGCACAGCGCCUUUGCCACGUUUGAGGAAGCAGCAGCAGAGGUAGGAAGAGUGGUCGUCCUUGCUCAGUUCUGUUCGUGUCCUUUGCUUUGUCCCCCCUGUGCUGCUUUUUCCAGCUGUGAGGAAUGCAGUACGUCUAUUACAGGUGACCGUUCAAUAUGUCACUCUAAGCUGAAAUUCUCCUAUUUCUCUUUAUUUCAGGGAGCAACAUCACAUCAUCUAGGGCAGAAUUUUUCCAAAAUGUUUGAAAUCGUUUUUGAAGACCCAAAGACGCCAGGAGAGAAGCAGUUUGCCUAUCAGAACUCCUGGGGCCUGACCACGCGGACCAUUGGUGUCAUGACCAUGGUUCACGGGGACAACAUGGGCUUAGUGUUACCUCCCCGUGUAGCCUGUGUUCAGGUGGUGGUCAUUCCUUGUGGCAUCACAAAUGCACUUUCUGAGGAAGACAGAGAUGCUCUGAUUGCAAAAUGCAAUGAUUAUCGAAGGCGGCUGCUCAGUGUGAAUAUUCGAGCUCGAGCUGAUUUGCGAGAUAACUAUUCGCCGGGCUGGAAAUUCAACCACUGGGAGCUCAAGGGAGUUCCCAUUAGACUGGAAGUCGGGCCACGUGAUAUGAAGAGCUGUCAGUUUGUGGCCGUCCGACGCGAUACUGGAGAGAAGCUGACGGUGGCUGAAAAUGAGGCCGAGACUAAACUUCGAGCUCUUCUGGAGGACAUCCACGCCAAUCUCUUCAGAAAGGCUUCUGAAGACCUUAAGACUCAUAUGGUGGUGGCAAAUUCAAUGGAGGACUUCCAGAAGCUGCUGGAUUCUGGAAAGAUUGUUCAGAUCCCAUUCUGUGGGGAAAUUGACUGUGAAGACUGGAUCAAGAAGACCACGGCCAGGGAUCAGGAUCUGGAACCUGGUGCUCCAUCCAUGGGAGCCAAAAGCCUUUGCAUCCCCUUCAAACCUCUCUGUGAGCUGCAGCCUGGAGCCAGAUGCGUGUGCGGCAAGAACCCUGCCAAGUACUACACCUUGUUUGGGCGUAGUUACUGAGGACAAAGCCAUGGCCCUAUCUCCAACCCUCUGCACUUUUUAAAAAAUUGAUACUAAUAUCUUCCCAGAUACAGAGUUUUAUGAUUUUUUAAAAUAAAACUUCAAAAGAGGCCACAUGAGAUAAACACUGUUCUUAUGUCUCAAGUAACAGUGGAAAAAAGACUUUUCUGUAAACCACCCCAGUAAUAAAUACCAUGAAUUCAUUCA
This is a messenger RNA of Myotis davidii, 4709 nucleotides long. It is a transcript of the gene EPRS1, whose product is annotated as glutamyl-prolyl-tRNA synthetase. Gene Ontology annotation, cellular component: cytoplasm; aminoacyl-tRNA synthetase multienzyme complex. The record is from RefSeq and is a predicted model, not a curated record. Lineage: Eukaryota; Metazoa; Chordata; Mammalia; Chiroptera; Vespertilionidae. Gene Ontology annotation, molecular function: glutamate-tRNA ligase activity; proline-tRNA ligase activity; ATP binding. The transcript has 30 exons. The coding region runs from base 147 to 4502 and encodes 1451 amino acids. Gene Ontology annotation, biological process: translation; prolyl-tRNA aminoacylation; glutamyl-tRNA aminoacylation.